Molecule: messenger RNA, 534 nt
Organism: Aspergillus saccharolyticus JOP 1030-1
Lineage: Eukaryota; Fungi; Ascomycota; Eurotiomycetes; Eurotiales; Aspergillaceae
Product: BTB/POZ domain-containing protein
Exons: 1
Molecular function (GO): protein binding
Source: RefSeq, a predicted model, not a curated record
GGAGAUGUCAUUACCAUAUUAGUUGGAAAGGAGAAACAAGCUUUGACUGUGCAUGAAUGCCUAGCUCGGGCAUCCUCGCCAUUUAUCGACAGAGCCUUGACAGCCGCUUGGGCCGAGCAUCGCAAUCGUACAAUCAGAUUACCGGACGAUGAACAUGAGAUCGUGGUCUUAUACGUGCAUUGGCUUUACUGCGGCAAGCUUCCCGUAAUCAGCGAUGCUUACAAGGUUGAAUACACCCAACUAGUCAAGGCAUAUAUCCUUGGGGACAAGCUACUGAGCACCGAGUUUCAGCACAGCGUUAUUGGAGCUCUGAUUGAGCGACGCACAACCUUUAUAGGUGGGCGACGUUGCGCUCCCACCGCUGAAACAGUUGCAUAUGCAUACUGCCACACGAUUCCUACCUCGCCACUCCGUCAGCUACUUGUGGAUAUUAGAGUCAACUCCACAAAUCCUACCGAAUGGCUAUCAGAGAAUAGGUCACUCUUACCCGCGGAUUUUCUAGUAGACCUAGCUAUUAAAUUAUUUGAUUUGCGC